This is a messenger RNA of Centrocercus urophasianus (Greater sage-grouse), 948 nucleotides long. It is a transcript of the gene CDK5R2, whose product is annotated as cyclin dependent kinase 5 regulatory subunit 2. NCBI's taxonomy places the organism in Eukaryota, Metazoa, Chordata, Aves, Galliformes, Phasianidae. Gene Ontology annotation, molecular function: protein kinase binding; cyclin-dependent protein serine/threonine kinase activator activity. The transcript has a single exon. The record is from RefSeq and is a predicted model, not a curated record. The coding region runs from base 1 to 948 and encodes 315 amino acids. Gene Ontology annotation, cellular component: cytoplasm; protein kinase 5 complex. Gene Ontology annotation, biological process: brain development; activation of protein kinase activity; positive regulation of cyclin-dependent protein serine/threonine kinase activity.
AUGGGCACGGUGCUCUCCCUGUCCCCCGCCGCCUCCUCGGGCAAGGGCGGCGGCGGCGGGGGGCUGCUGGCCGACAAGGCUCCGGGCAGGCUGCCGGGAAAGGGCGAGAGCCGGCUGAAGAGGCCCGGGGUGCUCAUCUCGGCGCUCACCUGGAAGCGGCUGGUGGCCGCCUCGGCCAAGAAGAAGAAGAGCACCAAGAAGGUGACGCCGAAGCCCGGCGGAGGGCCCCCCCCUGGGACCCAGCCCGACCCGCUGGUGGUGCAGCGCAACCGCGAGAACUUGCGCAAAUCGCUGGGAGGGCCGUCCGAAGGAGCCAAGCAGGGCCCGCUGGCCGUGCCGGUGCCCACCGUGCCCUCGGCGCCCCAGGAGCUGCACCCCGGCUCCGGUGGGGGAAAACCGCCGCCGCCCCCCGGUAGCCGCGCCCCGGGCUCGCCGCGCCGCGUGGUCGUGCAGGCGUCCACCGGAGAGCUGCUGCGCUGCCUGGGGGACUUCGUGUGCCGCCGCUGCUACCGCCUGAAGGAGCUGAGCCCCGGCGAGCUCAUCUCCUGGUUCCGCAGCGUGGACCGCUCGCUGCUGCUGCAGGGCUGGCAGGACCAGGGCUUCAUCACCCCAGCCAACCUGGUGUUCGUGUACCUGCUGUGCCGGGAGGCUCUGCGGGGAGAAGACAUCGGGAGCCAGGCUGAGCUGCAGGCCGCCUUCCUCACCUGCCUCUAUCUCGCCUACUCCUACAUGGGCAACGAGAUCUCCUACCCGCUGAAGCCCUUCCUGGUGGAGGGCGACAAGGGCCGCUUCUGGGAGCGCUGCCUGGGCAUCAUCCAGCGCCUGAGCGCCAAGAUGCUGCGAAUCAACGCGGACCCGCACUACUUCACGCAACUCUUCCAGGACCUCAAGAGCGAGGGCGAGGGCGGAGACGGGUCCAAGCACUGGACGAUCAGCCUGGACCGCUAG